UCAGCAAAUUUACAGUUUCUGCCAAGGAAAAUAAACAAUUUCCAAUUAAAAAUGAAGAACGGUUUGUGGAUGUGCGUAGUUUUGCUUGGUGUAGUGCACGGAAUUUCAACGGACGGAAUUGAAGAAAUCAACGCAAAUACAUGUUGUAAUGUUGAUAAUACGAAACAAAAAGAAUAUGACGAAAAAUUGGAGCAAUUGAUGAAGGAUUGUAUUGAAGACCUUGGAUUAGCUAACCAACGAAAAGAGAAACAACAUGAAGCAUUCAUUUGUGUUAUCGAGUGUGUUGGGAAAAAGUUGAAUGUUAUUGAUGAUAAAAAGCAGUUAAAUAAAGAUAACUUGCGAAAUUUCGUUCUGAAUGAUAUGCCGUUGGAGGAUCAUCAAAGAUCUAUUGCCGAUUCAACUAUAGAAAAAUGCACUGAAAUGGCUAAAACAACGGCUAACGAUGUAAAUGGUUGCAGCGAUAUAAUUCUGAAAGUCAACGCCUGUCUUGAAUCAGAAUUCUUCAAAUCUUGCCCAGCAGAUAAACAAAUCAAAUCCGAUGAAUGCGCCAAAUUACGUGAAACGGUGAACAAAGCCUAAUUACCAAAUAACAAUUGCAUUCUAACUAUCCGAUUUAUAGCAAUUUGAUUCUAAUUUCGAAACAAAAUUUUAUUUAAAAAGACCGAAUUAACCGAAACUUAGAGUCUCUCCAAAAUUUAAGGAAUUCCAUUAACGCUUGCUUCAAAUUUUACAAUAAAACACCCCAACUUAUUUGCAAGAAAAUAUUUGAGUCAUUUUGAAGAAAAUUCAUCCACUAAAAUUUUGAAAAUAAACUAUUCCAGUGUAAUUGUAAUAAAUAUUCCAUGAGGCUGUUAAAUGAAAUAAAAGAUCAAAGAAACG
This is a messenger RNA of Contarinia nasturtii (swede midge), 879 nucleotides long. RefSeq lists its product as uncharacterized. The transcript has 3 exons. Gene Ontology annotation, molecular function: odorant binding. The record is from RefSeq and is a predicted model, not a curated record. Lineage: Eukaryota; Metazoa; Arthropoda; Insecta; Diptera; Cecidomyiidae. Bases 52 to 579 code for a protein of 175 amino acids.